Molecule: messenger RNA, 1778 nt
Organism: Archocentrus centrarchus (flier cichlid)
Lineage: Eukaryota; Metazoa; Chordata; Actinopteri; Cichliformes; Cichlidae
Product: spindlin-W-like
Exons: 5
Coding region: 135-854 (239 amino acids)
Biological process (GO): gamete generation
Source: RefSeq, a predicted model, not a curated record
CUACGCUUUCCUCCUGGUAGUUGUAGUCAGCAAAUCCGGUUCGUUUCCGUGUGUCUUGCCUUAGGUGGAGGAAUCUGCUUUGCAAAGACAAACACGUGAAAUUAUUGAUCAGGGUUGUGUGAAUUUAUGGAAACAUGUCAAAGAAACGGGGCAGGAAGCGUAGCAGUGGAGAGCUGAGUGAAAGCUCGGCAUCGACCCUGAGUCCGGACCCUGACAACCUGCUGGGCCGCAGGAUUCAGCAUACCUGGAGGGAGAAGGGCAACGUGACCAAAUGGAAAGGGACGGUUCUGGAGCGCCUGGCUGUGAACAGCUCCCUCUACAUGGUCAAAUAUGAUGGCUUUGAUUGUGUCUACGGAAUCGAGCUCUUCAAAGACAGCCGGGUGUCCAAUCUGCAGGUCCUGGCAGAGAAAGUUGUGAACAACAAGAUCAAGGUGCCUCCUGGGGCUGAGGAGCUGGUGGGUCGGGCAGUGGAGCAUCUGUUCGAGAAGGAGGACGGUGAGAAAAAUGAGUGGCGAGGCAUGGUGCUGUCCCGAGCCCCCAUCAUGACCCACUGGUAUUACAUCACCUACGAGAAGGACCCAGUGCUGUACAUGUACCAGCUGUGGGACGACUACAAGGACGGGGACCUGCGUGUCCUGCCGGAGUCAGAGAACAAACACCUGCUGCCAGCAGACAGGAAGCCAGGUGAGGAGCCAGAGAGCCUCGUGGGGAAGCAGGUAGAGUACGUCACAGAUAAUGGCCUGAAGAGGACGGGUUUGGUCAUCUACCAGGUCCCAGCAAAGCCCACUGUAUACUACAUAAAGUAUGACGAUGAUGUUCACAUCCAUGUCUACGAUCUGGUGAAGACCACCUAGUACUGACUGUCUGGUUUCAUCUUCAGCUGUUGGCUUAAGUUUUUCCACGACCUGUUAAAGUGUUAAAAGUUUCAGCCUUCCUCCAGGGGGAGGCAGUGUGCUGAAGAGGCCAAUUUUUUUUUUUUUUCUUGUCCCACAUGGGCUUACAUCUUGUUUUUUGAUUCUCAAUUUUAAGUUGAACUUAAAAAUGGCACUUAAGUCCUCUUCCAUGUAAAUAAAGCAGAUCAGAGAUCAGCUGUGUAGCCCAGCAGGCGAAAUGGAGUUAGACAUUUGUUUUGGUUGAAUCACACGUGCUAUAUAGCGCAUCUCCCAAACUCAAAGUUGAUACUUUUUGUAAGCAACACAUCAAACUAAUCUUUUUUUUUUUUUUUUCAUUUCACUUUUUUUAUGCCUAUGUUAUUUAUUUUAAUCUGGAAUAUCUGGCUGUGCUGCUGGUAACAAAGGAAAAAAAAAAACAAAACAAAAAACCGUGUCUGCUGUGCUUCAUGUGUAUCACUGGGUAGGCCUCAGUUUGUUGAUUAUAGAAGUAAUAUUAAUUUCACCAGUGUGCUGAUUUCCCAUCACAGUGAACUCAGAUUUCAGUUGACGUGUAUAAGCAUUAAUGAGACUGGUGUCUCACAUGGAUAUAAAAACAGAAUAAUUGAAAAACUCAUGUAUAAUAUUUCUGUUCUGUUUGAUUAUGUAACCUGUAAGUUUUCUGCAUUAAAGUAUAUCAGAAAUACUGAUGUUGAUGUCAAGUUGUUUCAGACGGUGUUUGUGCUACGCACUAUUUAUGUAGUUCAAAUUGGCGACCAACAUUGUUGAGUAUUUUGGACUGAAAGUCAUCAUAUUAUUUGCCAAAAAUGAAUGAAUUCAUGUUCAUUGUAACCCUAAAUAUGUUUUGUUCUGUAAAUAAAAAAGACAUUUUUAUGAACGUACAACAAA